Molecule: messenger RNA, 414 nt
Organism: Theobroma umbraticum
Lineage: Eukaryota; Viridiplantae; Streptophyta; Magnoliopsida; Malvales; Malvaceae
Source: RefSeq, a predicted model, not a curated record
AUGAGAAGCGUAAACGACAGCGUCGAGACCGUCAACGCCGCUGCUACAGCCAUCGUCUCCGCCGACUCCAGAGUCCAACCUACCGCGGUUCAGGCGCCAUCGCCGCAAAAUCCUUACUACAACGUAGCCCAGCCAGCUGGCUACCCUAACAGUGCGUACAAUUAUAAUGCUCAGCCGGCGUACGGUCAGGCUCGGUACGGCGAGGGAAGCGGUGCGUAUUACGGGCAAGAGGAAAAGAAGAAGAGCAAGUUCGGAGGGAUGGGAACAGGAUUGGCUGUGGGUGCGGUUGCAGGGGCUUUGGGUGGGCUGGCGUUAGCGGAGGGUGUGGAUGCGCUGGAGGAUCAUUUCGAAGAUAAGGUGGCGGAGAAAGUUGAAGAAGAUCUCGGAUACGAUGAUGGUGGUGAUGAUUUCUAA